UGCUGAAAUGCUAAUGAGUGCUGAUUCAGUUAGCGGUGGUGACUGCACGUACACACACUCAGAAAACACACACACCAGUGGUUAGUAUUUGGCUAAGACACAGACCCUUUUCUAUCGGAGGACCACACAGUGCAGAGAAGUCUCUCGGUUUAUUGAUUGUCAAAGGCAAAUCCAGAUGAGGGAUGAAGGACAGGGACGGGAAGACAGAGCCGAGCCCAGCUGGAGUACUGCUACUGAGGGAACAGCAAAGCUUCAUUUGACAUCAACACAAAAGGGAUCACACUUGGUUUUUCCAUAGAGAGACUUGAUACAUUUGGGUUUUACUUGUUCAGGAUGUCAAUUGAACGGAGGGCACUGCUAGAACAGAAGCAACGGAGGAAGCGUCAAGAACCUCUGAUGGUUCAACCAAACACAGAGACUCGGCCACGACGCUCCAGGGCACGACGAGGUGAAGAGCAGGCCCCUCUGGUGGAGUCGCAGAUGAGUAUCACCAACGAUGCCAUUAUGGAUGGAAUAGACGGCCCUGCAGCUUUCUUGGGUUCAGAGGCCCCUGAUCUUGGAACGAAAAUCCAAAUCCUGUCAGUGAGCCAGUCCCAGCCUCAGUCACAACCUCCGAAUCAGCUCCAGUCCCAGCUUCAGUCUCAGCCCCAGUCCCCUGCUGCUGAAGAACCAGAAAGAGAUGGAGACACUGAGACACUGAUAGAGCCCAAGACAGAUAUUCAUGAAUUGCUGCAGAAACAAGGGCUGUCUGGCAGUAUGAACUUUGAUGAAGCCAGUGAGCAUGAGGAUGAUGCAGAGCAAGGACAGACCCGUCCUCUGUCCCCAAACACAGACACCACCAGGCCUGCCUCUGCUGCCAGUGGCAAGGACAUUCCAGAGCUUGUGACCCCAGGAUCACCCACAGCAGAGAGCUCUCUAAUUGAUUUGGCCAAUCUUGAGGAGUUUGUCUUGCGUCCAGCUCCACGUGGUGCCACCGUCAAAUGCCGAAUCACACGGGACAAGAAGGGCAUGGACCGCGGCCUUUACCCCACUUAUUUCAUGCACAUGGAGAGAGAGGAUGGCAAGAGGGUAUUUCUACUGGCAGGAAGGAAGAGGAAGAAGAGUAAAACAUCCAACUACCUUAUUUCUGUUGAUGCCACUGAUCUGUCACGAGAGGGAGAGAGCUUCAUAGGCAAACUGAGGUCCAAUCUCAUGGGCACCAAAUUUACUGUGUAUGACAAUGGCACCAAUCCCUGUAAAAACCCCGGAACACUGCUGGAAGAAAGCAACACGCGACAGGAACUGGCUGCCAUCUGCUAUGAAACCAAUGUGCUGGGAUUCAAAGGACCACGCAAGAUGACAGUGAUCAUCCCAGGCAUGAAUAUGAACUUCGAAAGAGUGCCAGUAAGGCCUCAAAAUGAGCAAGAGAGCCUGUUGAGCAGGUGGCAGAAUCACACAUUGGACAGCCUGAUAGAGCUGCACAACAAGGCCCCUGUGUGGAAUGAUGACACACAGUCUUAUGUGUUGAACUUCCAUGGCCGUGUCACUCAGGCUUCAGUGAAGAACUUCCAAAUUGUUCACGACAACGAUCCUGACUACAUUGUCAUGCAGUUUGGUAGAGUAGCUGAAGACAUCUUCACACUGGACUACAACUACCCCAUGUGUGCUCUUCAAGCCUUUGCCAUUGGCCUGUCAAGCUUUGACAGCAAGUUGGCCUGCGAAUAAGACUUCAGUUUUGCUUCCACACCCUUCCUGUCUCCACUGAUAUCCUGUCAAACGACUGUUUAAAAGCUGACAGCAACUUCACUUCAUCAGGAACCUGUUCACACUGGAGACGAGAAACAAAAUGUUGAAGCUGAAAUAACAGCCAUGGACACUACUCGGAGAAUUUGAUGAUCUACCAGUCCACCCACCAACGCUGUGGACUCCAGUGCUGCAGUUUUUCUCCUGCCAUUUUAAAAGGGUUUGUUUAUCCAAGUAUGCAGUACUUACAGUGUAAGUGUACAUGCAGAUGUACAAAUGUAUACAAACUAAAAGGGAAAAGACAAAGUAAAGAACACCAUUACCAUCUGUGUAAGAGACAAGUGCUUUUUCAGAUAUUUGGUGCAAGAGCUGAUGUUAAAUGUAUCACACUAAUCAUUGUUUUAAGAGUGGUUCUAUGUAUAUUCGUCAUUGUCUGUUGUUUUUGUUGCCUUUAAUUUAGGUUUCACACAGUGUUUUUUUUGUCACGCUAAAGCCUAGUCUUCUAGAUUGAUAACAUACUUGCAGGCAUUGGAUAAAUGCCUUGAUAUUUUUGGAGUUUUUUACAGUCGUCCACAGCAAACGCAGAUGAAACACAACUCAGGCUCCUGAAGUACACUUGAGAUUGAUUAAAGCCGAGUCGAAUUUGGCAAAACAAGAGUUUAAACUCAAGAGCAGAAUGUGAGAUGUCCUUCUGCAACAUGGCCUUUCCUCUGGCGCCCUCCUGAGGCCACAUUGGACAUUUUCUGUCCCACACCAUUAAUCUGAAUCUUGGCAUUAGCAUGACCUCAAAAUCCUCUUGUUUACAUCUUAUUAUGUAGCUGUGUUGUUCAGUCUGCCAUCCCCUUGUAACUAAUUCUGAAAUCAUUCUUUUUAUAUCAUGCUGUUGCCUUGUUCCGUAUUAUGUACAAAGGUGCAUUGUUCAGGACUGAACUGUUUUAGGUUUUUGUGUUUGGGUGAUUUUUAAUGUGAUUGUGAUUUUUGUUUAUCUUAGUUGACAAGUCAGAUUGGAAACAACAGAAAACAUAAAUGCAGAAUUGCACAUCUAAAAAGAAACUAUAGACAUACUGUAUAUAAAACACUAGAUAAUGCCUUUGUAUUUGAUAUAUUUUCUUUCAACUUUAAAAUGAUAUAAAAUACUAAUUAUCGUCUAUUUACAUGGAAUUGUAAGUAUAUUCUAUACAGAGCUUAUAUAUUGAUACAGAUUUGUCCAAAACUUCAAAUUUUGAUGUUUUCAGGAAAAAGUAGGUUAGACUAUAUAAGAAGACUUUGUCAGCACUCUGUAUAUAAAGUCUCAGUGGACUUUUGAUUAAGUUGAGAUAAAUCUGGAGCAUAUCAUAUACUGUCCAUAUCACCACUGUCUAAAAGCCUCAAAGGUUUUUCUAACUGCCACCUCACUGCAGGGGAAAUGAGGGAUAACAGCUUUUUUAUCAUUAUUAAAUGUCCCCAAUAUUUUGUUUACUCAUUGAACUGUGAUUGUGUUCUAUGUGAAAAUGAAACUUGUGUAUAUCCACACAUUGAGGGUUACUGUUGCUACAGUCAAUGAAAUUACAUCAGCGUGGCAGUUACUUUAAAGGGUUUACCAUGUAUCUUUUUAAAACACUGUUUCGGGGCACAUUCUGCUAAACACACUAUUCACACUAUUCUUCUUUGCUGCACAGUGAAGAUGCUCCUGUCCGAACCACAGAACACUUGAUGUAAACUGUCAUCAUUUUAAAGACUUUAUAAUGUGACAAAUAACUGUGUGCCAGCAGUUUAUGGAAAUUCUGUUUUGUCAUUUUGUAUUAUAAAAUUUUCAAGAAAGUGUGUAAUGGAAUUUUGAGAAAAGAGAAAACAUGUUAAUAGAGAAUAUUUUUGAAAUAUUUCAUUCUUUAGAUACGAUAAGUUUUGGUGAAACACAUUCCAUUGAGACAUCUGGUAAAACAAUCAGGUAUAUGGCUGUAUUUAACAUCAGUGAUCAAACUUGUUAAUUGUGUUAUUAUGCUGAACAAUGAAUGUACAUUUAACAGAUGUCACCUGGAUUGGAACACCUUGGAGAGAUAAAUGUACUUAUUUCCAUUGAUGUAAAAUGAUUAUACAAUCAAUAUACAGCCGUUUUGAAAAUAAAGAACCUAAGGAG
Molecule: messenger RNA, 3838 nt
Organism: Sphaeramia orbicularis (orbiculate cardinalfish)
Lineage: Eukaryota; Metazoa; Chordata; Actinopteri; Kurtiformes; Apogonidae
Gene: tulp3
Product: TUB like protein 3
Exons: 10
Coding region: 334-1704 (456 amino acids)
Biological process (GO): protein localization to cilium
Cellular component (GO): cilium
Source: RefSeq, a predicted model, not a curated record